CUGCUCCCAGAAGGCCGCGCGCGGGCCGCGGCCAGUCCAGUCAGGUGGGCGCCAGGCCCCUACCCCGGCGAGAGCGCCGGUGGAGGCGAGAGACCCACGUUGGAAGAGGUCGCCUGGCGACUCCCGCGCGGGCGGGACCGGGCGGCCGGCGACAUGACCUUGUUCCACUUCGGGAAUUGCUUCGCCCUCGCCUAUUUCCCCUACUUCAUCACGUACAAGUGCAGCGGCCUGUCUGAGUACAACGCCUUCUGGAAAUGCGUCCAGGCCGGGGUCACCUACCUCUUUGUGCAGCUAUGCAAGAUGCUGUUCUUGGCCACUUUCUUCCCCACCUGGGAAGGUGGCAUCUAUGACUUCAUUGGGGAGUUCAUGAAGGCCAGCGUGGAUGUGGCAGACCUAAUAGGCCUAAACCUUGUCAUGUCCCGGAAUGCSGGCAAGGGGGAGUACAAGAUCAUGGUUGCUGCCCUGGGCUGGGCCACCGCCGAGCUCAUUAUGUCCCGCUGCAUCCCCCUCUGGGUUGGAGCCCGGGGUAUUGAGUUUSACUGGAAAUACAUCCAGAUGAGCAUUGACUCCAACAUCAGUCUGGUCCAUUACAUCGUUGCCUCUGCCCAAGUCUGGAUGAUAACACGUUAUGACCUGUACCAUACCUUCCGGCCAGCUGUCCUCCUGCUGAUGUUCCUUAGUGUCUACAAGGCCUUUGUCAUGGAGACCUUCGUCCACCUCUGCUCCCUGGGCAGCUGGACAGCACUGCUGGCCCGAGCAGUGGUAACAGGGCUGCUAGCCCUCAGCACUUUGGCCCUGUAUGUCGCCGUUGUCAAUGUGCACUCCUAGGACUGGUGACCUUUUCCCUGCCUCUCUCCAGGUUGUUUUAGUGAAGUAAACAGUAUUUGGAAAGUU
Messenger RNA from Urocitellus parryii (Arctic ground squirrel), 894 nucleotides. The record is from RefSeq and is a predicted model, not a curated record. Lineage: Eukaryota; Metazoa; Chordata; Mammalia; Rodentia; Sciuridae.